Molecule: messenger RNA, 1752 nt
Organism: Clonostachys byssicola
Lineage: Eukaryota; Fungi; Ascomycota; Sordariomycetes; Hypocreales; Bionectriaceae
Source: the annotation of a GenBank genome assembly
AUGUUCAUGGGUGACGCCUCAAAUAUUUGCUUUCUACAAACCAUUCGUGGGAUUGUUUCUGAUAACUUCGGCCCCUGCGGCCUCGUCAACGACUCUCUGCGCCAUUCUAUGGUAGAGGAGCCCGCCUGGGGAGCCUCUCACGACGAUCCUGCACUCGACUUUCCAAAGCGCCCACCGAAGCCAGCCAGAGACGAAGUCGAAUACUUUCUUGUCUGGUUCAAGCGGACAACAGAAUGUGUCUUGGCACUCUUCGAUGAUCAUAAGCUGCAGGAGAAUAUAUUCAAUUGGCUUGAAAACCUCUCAGAUUACUGUCAUUCAACAGCGGCGUUGCAUCAUUUGAUCAUCGCCCUUGGUGCUCAAUCAUGUCCUGAGGACUUCGACGACAUUGCCGAGGCACAUUUCCACUAUGGGCGUUACAUCGUGUUGAUGAGACUAGUUGACGGCCCAAGCAUCGCCAUGGUCCAGUGUUACGCCCUCAUAGCCAUGUACCUCUUGGCCAGCUCGCGCAGAAAUGCGGCCUUCAUGUAUCUCGGCAUCUCGGUACGCGGAGCUUACGCGCUGGGUUUACAUAGGCAAGAUGUUUCCGCGCUCCACGAUCCCACCGAGUACAUGGCCCGCGAACGGCUCUGGCGAGGGCUCAGAAUUCUGGACAACUUCAUGAGUGCGUCUCUGGGCCGCCCCCCAGCAACAAACGAGACUCGCAAUACACGGUCUGGUCCACAUUACUCUGCUUCCAACGAUCUCUGCUGGAUAUUCGAGAAUAUCUUGACGGAGAUUUAUGCUAAGCACAAUGUCACCACUGAUCGUCUGGAGAACAUAAGCGAGCUUCAUCGGGAAUGGUCAUCAAGGUUUACGAGUGGUCUCGAGACGGAUGGAAUACUACCAGACAUGCGCGUCUAUCAGCAGGGAGAUGCAACCCUGAACAUCGGGCUUCUUCAUCUGAAAGAGGCAUACUACUGGACAAUAAUGUUGCUCUCUCGGCCAUUCUUAGUGGAAUAUGUCACCCUUCGAUUAAAGCAAAGACGGACGGAGCAAACAGACUUUACCGGCUCGACUGAUACUUCACGACAGUUCUCGGCUUCCCACGCUAUACUGGUCCAGGCUUGUAUUGACUCGGCAAUCCGAACGGCUAAGCUGCUCCACCCCAUGACGUCUUCACCUCUCACUCCCAAAAGACUCCCCUACGUUGUCAACUCGGCCUUCGUAGCAGCAUUGGUGCUUGGAUUGGCCUUAUUUUCUGACCUGGAUGACACCGAGCCCAUCAUCUCCCAUAUGGAAGCUUGCCACGACGUGCUGUUCAAGUUUAGCAAGCACGAUGCUGUAGCGAAAAGAUAUCUGUUCAUCACGGAGAAGUUACAAGAAGUCUGCUGUGAGAACUUGAAGAUUCGCCAAAAGGAACAAAUGGAGAGUAAGGGUAAGAUGUUGCAUAUGAUCUUCGGUAGCAUUGACAACGUCGGCUCGCUAGAGCACCAAACCUCUCUCAGUGGUGGAACGUCCGGGGGUGGGGGGUCGCACAUCUUGUCCCCCGAGUCUCAAACGUCAACGCAAGCAGGAAGCUUGUUUUCAGAGACGAUAAGUGCUCCUAUCGAUAACGGGACCGAGACACAAAACAUGAGCGAUGAACAGGCCUGGAUAUACAGUCUGUCCGAAGACUUCAUAAACUCGGACAACCAAGUCGCAGAUUUCGUAUCGCCCAGUACCCUGUGGCUAGAUGGAGAUUGUGAGCUCACUGUAGAAGUUGGAGAUAACUGA